This is a messenger RNA of Carica papaya (papaya), 2513 nucleotides long. Its product is annotated as O-fucosyltransferase 20-like. Gene Ontology annotation, cellular component: cytoplasm. Lineage: Eukaryota; Viridiplantae; Streptophyta; Magnoliopsida; Brassicales; Caricaceae. The record is from RefSeq and is a predicted model, not a curated record.
AAUUAGCUUCUUUGAAUUCAAGCCCCACGGAACUGUCCAAAGAUCAAACCUUUCUCUCUCAAGAACGCGUACAGAAGUGAUCAGACUUUGUAUUCCCGCCGUCUGUUCCUUCUUUUCUCCUUCCACAAAUUACACGUUUUAUUCUUUCUAAUUCUUCUCUGGAGUUUCUUCAAUCAACCAAAAACUUACAUAAACCAGAAAGUUUCUUUCUUUAAGCAAAAGGAGUAGUUUUUCUUUUUCAUUUCUUUUUUUUUUUUGCUCGGUUUUUCUUUCUUUAAUGGCGAAAUUAAAGAAGAAGAUUUCUUAUAUUUCAGUUCCAUCUCAGAUAAUCAACUCUCUAUCUUCAUCUUCACUUCAAUCUCUUCUUCUCUCACCAAAGAAAGCUUCAAAGAAUUCAAGAUGGUUUCCUUUUGGGUCUAACUUGUCAUACAGAAGCCCAAGGUUUUGGUUCUUGCUUCUCUUUCUAUUUGGUCUGCUUGGUAUGCUAAAGUUGGGGUUCAAUGUUGAUCCUUUGAUCCCUUUUUCUCCUUACCCAUGUGCUAUAACUCAACCACAGGACUCAAUCUCUAAUGGCUACGGACAAACCCAUCUAGGUUCUGCUAUCACUACUGGAACCAAUGUUGAUAAAUAUGAGAUUUUGAAUGCUAAUGGUGAAUCUCCGGCGUUAACACCCACCCAGUAUUCAAAACAAGAUGUGGGUUUUCAAAAACAAGGGUUGGUCUCCAAAGGGUACGAGUCAAAUGAGGAAAGUGAGUUUUGGAAACAACCAGAUGGGUUAGGUUACAGACCUUGCUUGGGGUUUAGUGGGGAGUACAAGAGACAGAGUGCUGAAAUUGUCAAAGACAGGAGAAAGUAUCUGCUUGUGGUGGUUUCUGGCGGAAUGAAUCAGCAGAGGAAUCAGAUUGUUGAUGCUGUGGUGAUUGCUAGGAUUCUUGGUGCUACUCUUGUCGUCCCUAUCUUGCAAGUCAAUGUCAUCUGGGGUGAUGAGAGUGAAUUUUCUGAUAUAUUUGAUUUGGAGCACUUCAAAAGGGUACUGGCUGAUGAUGUGCGCAUAGUUUCAUCACUGCCUUCCACCCAUAUAAUGACAAGGCCAGUAGAAGAAAAGAGGACUCCUCUUCAUGUCUCUCCUCAGUGGAUUCGAUCGCGCUAUCUUAAGCGGAUCAAUAGGGAAGGUGUUUUGCUUUUACGUGGCCUAGAUUCCAGACUUUCUAAGGAUUUGCCUUCUGAUCUCCAGAAGCUUCGCUGCAAGGUGGCAUUUCAUGCACUGAGGUUUGCUCCACCAAUUCUGGAACUUGGAAACAAGCUUGCAGAGAGGAUGAGGAGCAAGGGACCUUACCUUGCCCUUCAUCUUCGAAUGGAGAAAGAUGUGUGGGUGAGAACCGGUUGUCUUCCUGGUUUGAGCCGAGAAUAUGAUGAGAUAGUGAACAAUGAAAGGAAACUGCGGCCAGAGCUUUUAACUGCUAGAUCAAACAUGACUUACCAUGAGCGUAAAUUAGCUGGUCUCUGUCCCUUGAAUGCCAUGGAAGUCGUCAGGUUGCUGAAAGCUCUUGGAGCUCCGAAAGAUGCAAGGAUCUACUGGGCCGGAGGGCAGCCAUUGGGUGGGAAAGAAGCCUUACUACCGCUAACUAGUGAAUUCCCCCAUUUCUAUAAUAAGCAAGAUCUUGCAUUGCCUGGUGAACUAGAACCAUUUGCAAACAAAGCCUCUCUCAUGGCUGCCAUUGAUUAUAUAGUGUCCGAGAAGAGUGAUGUCUUCAUGCCAUCUCAUGGAGGAAACAUGGGCCACGCAAUGCAGGGAGACAGAGCGUAUGCAGGGCACAAGAAGUAUAUUACUCCAAACAAAAGGCAUAUGCUUCCUUAUUUCCUCAAUUUCUCUCUGCCUGAAGUGGAGUUCAACAGGAUCAUAAAGGAGUUGCACAGUGAAUCCAUGGGGCAGCCAGAAGUAAGGACUAGUAAAGUCGGCAGAGAUGUUACAAAGUACCCGAUUCCUGAGUGUAUGUGCAACGAUUCACGUGGAAAUUCCUUGUGAUUGGACAGUGAAGUUCAUGCUGAAGGAUAAUCAUGCUGCAAAAAUAUCACCAAGAUAUUUUCUUGCAUUGGUUUGACAAGUGCCUUGAAUUUGAGCCCUUCUGACUGAGAAAACUUUGAUGGUAACAAUCUGUGCAGGGCAAUGAUGGUUCGAUUGAGCAUCUUUGGAGUUGCAUUUGUGGCUAACGCACUUAUUUCAUCAGUAUACUCCAAUUUACUACUGCAUAUACGUACCUAGUUGCAUGUAUGUAUCUAUAUAAUAUUGGGACAAGAUAAUUGCCCUUCUGUAAUUAGAAUACUUAAAUACCUUAGCAUUCUUUUAUUCUUUAUACAAACGCAGAGUCUCCUCCUUUCCUUAUCCACCAACCCAUAGCUUUUUUGUUCUGAUAAUCCAUUUGUAACCUGGGUUUUAUUCUUUGUGUUACAUGUACUACAAGAUUAUACUUGUAUACUUAUAUGAUAAAGCAUUUUGAUUUUUGAUUUUAGCA